AUGAUAGCAUUUGAAAUGAGCAAUCAAACAGAUGUCACCGAAUUCAUCUUCUUGGGAUUUUCCAACCAUCCCAGCCUACAGGGGAUGUUCUUCCUGAUCUUCUUGCUCAUUUACCUGACAACACUCCUGGGGAACAUAUUCAUAAUAACAGCCACCAGGGUCAGUCCUGCCCUCCACACCCCAAUGUAUUAUUUCCUCAGCAACCUGAGUUUCUUGGACAUCUGCUAUUCAUCCACCACCGUCCCAGUCAUGCUGGUGAACUUCUUCCGGGAGAAGAAGACCAUCUCCUACGAGGGCUGCCUGUCCCAGAUUUUCUUCCUCGUGACGUGUGCUGGUACUGAGGGUGUCUUAUUGGCGGCUAUGGCGUAUGACCGCUAUGUUGCCAUUUGCCAGCCUCUUCAAUAUCCAGUCCUCAUGAGUGUGAAAGUCUGUGUUUGUCUGGUGUCUGGGUCCUGGCUGUGUGGGCUGGUGAAUUCUAUGGCGCACACAGUGCUGGCAGCCACACUCACUCUGUGUGGGCCCAACCAUAUCAGCCACUAUCUCUGUGACAUCCCAUUGCUCCUGGCGCUCUCGUGCUCAGACACCUCUCUCAACGAGGCUGUGCUGCAUGUGGCCAGCAUCACCAUUGGCCUGAGCCCCUGGCUGUUCACCACAGUGUCCUACAUACUCAUCAUCUCAGCCAUCCUUAGGAUUCCCUCUGCUCAGGGCAGGAACAAGGCCUUCUCGACCUGUGCUUCCCACCUCACUGUGGUGGUGGUCUUCUUUGGAACAGCCAACGUCAACUAUGGCAAGCCCAGUGCGGGCUACAGCCUGGACAUGGACAUCCUGGUCUCUGUGCUCUUCUGUGUUAUAACCCCCAUGUUCAACCCUGUCAUUUACAGCCUGAGAAACAAGGAGGUGAAGGGUGCCUUGAGGAAGCUGGCUGGGGGAUGCGUGUUCCCUGGCCAUACUAAGGUUUAG
Hipposideros armiger (great roundleaf bat) is the source of this 960-nucleotide messenger RNA. Its product is annotated as olfactory receptor 1052-like. The transcript has a single exon. Gene Ontology annotation, biological process: G protein-coupled receptor signaling pathway. NCBI's taxonomy places the organism in Eukaryota, Metazoa, Chordata, Mammalia, Chiroptera, Hipposideridae. The coding region runs from base 1 to 960 and encodes 319 amino acids. The record is from RefSeq and is a predicted model, not a curated record. Gene Ontology annotation, cellular component: membrane. Gene Ontology annotation, molecular function: G protein-coupled receptor activity; olfactory receptor activity.